This is a messenger RNA of Oncorhynchus keta (chum salmon), 2661 nucleotides long. RefSeq names its product protein arginine methyltransferase 2 (gene prmt2). NCBI's taxonomy places the organism in Eukaryota, Metazoa, Chordata, Actinopteri, Salmoniformes, Salmonidae. Gene Ontology annotation, cellular component: nucleus. Gene Ontology annotation, biological process: peptidyl-arginine methylation. Gene Ontology annotation, molecular function: protein-arginine N-methyltransferase activity; protein binding. Bases 381 to 1757 code for a protein of 458 amino acids. The record is from RefSeq and is a predicted model, not a curated record. The transcript has 10 exons.
UCUAAUUUAAUUUAAGGGCUGGUAUUCAUUUCCUUUUUUAUAUAAUAUUUAUUUUUUACUUCAUAUAAUGUUUGUCAUCAUCGCAAAUCAACUUUAUUUAUUUGACUUAAAAACACUUGAACUUAUAACCAGUAAAAUGGCUAUUUGGCAAGCCUUGGCUACAGCCUAUUUAUCAAUGAACGUUAGCAUUCUAGCUAACAACUGCUGCAUCCAAAAUAGCUAUUUUGCAAAGAUCACAACCAGACAUAAUAUUAGCGACUGUUCAAGCAAAAAUCAAAACAUCAUUGUAAGCGUAUGAGAACCCACCCCACCCCAAAAAUGUUUCGUUCAGAAGUAAUAAAAACGUACAUCUGGGCUAUGUCGAAUUUGCGCAGGUGUCGAUGGCUGUUACUGACAAGAGUCGCACGCAUCUGUACGUGACGUCAGUGUGCGGUGUCUCGCAAGAGAGGCCACGGAAGUUUCAAUUGGACAAAUUCAGGAUGCAUCAGGAGGAUGAAGAUUACACCAAUCCGCCAGAGGAGUUUAUAGGACUGUCUGAUUUCACGAGCUGCGGCAGCGACCAGCUGAGUUUCAGAGCUGGAGACAGGUUACUGGUCCACACCAAGACGUCAGCUGACUGGUGGUGGGCGGAGUUAGGAGGCCUUUGUGGCUACGUUCCAUCUAGUUACCUGAAACAAGAUGUGGAGGACAGUUACCUAAAACAAGGUGUGGAGGAGGACACCUCAGAGGAAACCUCAGAGGACCCCUGGCAGGAUGAAGAGUACUUUGGCAGCUAUGGAACACUGAGGCUUCAACUGGAGAUGCUGAGUGACCGAGCGAGGACGGAGACGUACCGCCAGGUGAUUCUGACCAACAGCGCCCCCCUAAGGGGCAAGGUGGUUAUGGACCUGGGCUGUGGCACAGGAGUCAUCAGCCUCUUCUGUGCCCGCCUGGCCCAGCCCAAAGCUGUUUAUGCAGUGGAGGCCAGCUCCAUAGCAGAACACACUGAGACCCUGGUGAGGCAGAACGGCUGUGAGGAGGUUGUGACAGUCUUCCAGGGUCGGGCUGAGGAGCUGGAGCUACCAGGCACAGUAGACAUCCUGAUCUCAGAGUGGAUGGGCAACUGUCUGCUGUUUGAGUUCAUGGUAGAGUCAGUGUUGCAGGCGCGGGACCGCUGGCUGAGAGACGGGGGGAUGAUGUGGCCCUCUGGGGCCUCUCUCUGCCUGGUCCCCUGUCAGGCCCUGGACUACUACACAGAGAGGAUGGGCUUCUGGGAGCAGCCCUACGGACUGGACUUCACUGCCCUCCAAUCCCUGGCCCAGUCAGAGUUCUUCUCCAGGCCCAGGUUCAGCCACCUCCUCCAGCCUGAAGACUGCCUGGCCACCCCCUGUGAUGUCAUCACUCUGGACAUGCUCACGCUGCAUGUUACAGAUCUAGAGCUGAGGGGCCAGUUUACCUUCAUCGUGGAAAAGGCUGGGACGUUCCACGGGUUCACUUCCUGGUUCAAAGUUCAGUUCCAGAGCCUGGAGAGAGACAAAACCACAUUGGAGUUAGACACUGGGCCCUACUCUGAGCCAACCCACUGGAAGCAGACUCUGUUCAUGCUGGACGGGCCGAUCUCGCUGCUCGGUGGAGAGACGGUGUCUGGAAUCAUCUUGCUACACCGGAACCCUGUCUGGAGACGUCACAUGACUGUUACCAUCCAAUGGAGAAUCAGCAGCACAGAGGAAACAGGAAACUGCAUGGUCCAGACAAAGAGUUUCCCUAUGUGGAGAUGAUGACAUCAUAGGCUGUCAUUGAAGGAUAUAGCAGCCAGACGUCUCUGAUAUUAGCCUAGUCCCAGAUCUGUUUGUGGCUUUGCCUACUCCAUUGUCAUUGUUAAGCCAAACAUGACAAUUCCAUAAGGAGUGUUGUGGAAAUGACCACCAGGGACUCUAAGUCAAACUUAAAUUAUCAUACUUUAUUAUCAGCAAGCUGGAAAGGUUCCAACAAACAUAAUGCACCAAGUAGUACACGUCUGUCAGGAGCUCUGUCAGAGAAGUCCUGUUAGUUCUCGAAUAUACUGCUUUUGCAGACAAGUUAUAUUUGCAUGAUUUACAUGAUUACAUAUUUGAAUUCAUCAUUGACGUUUGGUUCAUGCAUGUGACCGACCAAUACCUCACGAGGCUUCUUCUCUCCAAGCUGAGACCUUGAAACUGAUAUAUCCUUUUCGGUUCUCAAAACAAUGUUCUGGGCAUACUGACAAAUUGCUUAUACUGAUACGGAUCAAUCAGUCACUUGUAUGAACCCAGUCGAAUAGGUUAUUAGAAAAGCACAAACAAACAUUUCCUUCACAUUCUCUCCUCUUAUAUAAAAGUUAGCCUUACAUUUUAAGGUAAGCAUUAGAUUAUAGCUUCUAUCAAAAGGUUCUAUACUUCUAUUAAAUUAAGUGAAAUCAACACAUAAAACCAGAUACUUCAUCCUUUCAAACCCUUCAUUCUGGGAUGUACAAUCUAAACAGUUACACACAUACUUCAUUACACAAUUUAAUUUACGGAUUCUGUCAAUGACAUUUCAGCUGGAGCUUUUGUCGCGAGUGGCAUGUUCAAUGCAUUUUUUUGUCUAAAUUAUAAUACAUUUUGCAGUGUGCAGACCUUCACAAUCAACCUGAUACCUGAAAUAAACUAUUUUGGACAAGCCUAA